UUAACAAGAUACACACUCAAGUUGACAAAGCCUUUAACAAGAGUUUAAGUAAGUUUAGGAUAUUUUUACAAAAAUAAAAAGUUUCCAGUAACUAGUUUACUGAAUCAAUUAAAAGAAGGGUUAAAUGAAUACAGAAUUUGUUCGUUAGAAAUACAAAAAUAUAUCAGACAGCUGCUGGCGAGAUUCGCUGGGGAAUUCGGUAUUAGGGCUACAAGAGAGAAAAUUCGUAGAAAGGUUUAGAAAAGAUUUUUAAGUUAAGCAAAAUCACUACUUCAAUGUCCAAACCACGCUGGUUAGGCUGUUUAAUUAACAAUAGCCAAAUGAGGUUACCGAAAGUCAUACGCUGAGUAUGAAAAAUGGCACCAUCUGUCUUUCGCAAACCGAAUAGAAGCCAUAGUGAAUUUGGUUGAUAUAGUGGUGCGCCAACACGUAUUAUACUAGCAAACCAUAUCAACAACCAACAGUGGAGUAUCACACCAAAUGGAAAUUUGGAGCAAUAGCAACAACAACAACAACAACUUUAGUAACAACAGACGAGAGAGAGAAAUGUGAUGUGGAAAAAUUUAAGAACUUUGUUGAUGGAAGCAAAUGGAAUUAUACUAGAAAGGAUCGGGAGUACCCACAUUUCCCCCAAUCAAAGAUGGUGUCACUACAGCUUGUGGUGUUACAAGCUUUAUUAUGUUCACUGGUAUACAUAGUGGAUGCCGAAACAAAUAUACUCAAAGCAACCCUGAAAUCCAUUCAUGUAAUCAGUGAUAUUAAAUAUCGAUUUGCUACCACACAAGUGUCCAUGAAGUAUUAUAAUCCAUACAAUUCUGCUGUCCUAGCAGACUUACAUGUAAACAUGCCUCACAAUUCAUUUAUAUCAAAUUUUUCUAUGGAAAUUGAUGGAAAUGUGACUGUGGGAGAAGUAAAAGAAAAAUCGAUUGCUAAGGAUUUUUAUGAACAUGCCAUUGAAACAGGGCAAAGUGCUGGCUAUGUUGAAGUCAAACACCGCUUCACAAAUGUCUUUGAUAUAUCUGUUAAUGUUGAACCACAAAAGUAUAUAGUUUACAACUUGACUUACCAAGAACUUCUGACACGACAGAACAAUAAAUACAGGCACGUCAUUCAUUUGUCCAAUGGUGGAAUUAUUGAUGACUUUUUAGUCGAAGUCUUCAUUGCAGAACCCCAAGACAUUAUUGAUUUAUCUGUUCCAAAAAUUAAAGGUGAUAAAUUAACGACUAUUACUGAUGAUGAAGAGCUGGAGUCUGCUUCAAUCGAGUACAUCAGCAGUAGAGAGGUUUACAUCAAAUACAACCCAAGUCGUAAACAACAAGAGGAAAUAUCAGAGAAAAAUGGUAUUGCAGGUUUACUCAGAGUGGAAUAUGACGUAGAUCGUCAAAAUAAUUCAAAUCUAAUAUAUGCAGUUGAUGGCUACUUUGUGCACUUCUUCACGCCUGAUUCCUUACCAAGUCUUCCAAAACACAUUAUAUUUAUGCUUGAUGUCAGCGGAUCAAUGUCUGGUCGUAAGAUUGAACAAUUGAAAGAAGCUAUGGAAAAUAUCCUUGAUAAGCUCGAUCCAGAGCUUGAUACAUUUCUCAUUGGGAAAUUCAGUAAUAAAGUCUCAUGGAUGAUGAAAACAUUUUUAGCAGCAAACGAAACUAACAAACAAUUAGGUAAAAAUUAUAUUCAGAAACUUGCUGCAUUUGGAGGUACAAACAUUGACGCUGCUCUCCUUGAAAGUAUAGAGAAACAUAAAUCAGUUUUAUCCACCACAAAGAAAAGUAUCAUCAUAUUUCUUACUGACGGCCAAGCAACUUCAGGAGUCAGGGUCGUUGAACUUAUCAAGAAAAAUGUAAAAGAAGCCAACAAAAACGUGUCGCUAUUUACCCUUGGUUUCGGAGAAGAUUGUGAUAGUAAAUUUCUUCGUGAGAUUGCUACAGAAAAUGGAGGCUUUAGUAGGAAGAUCUACGUUGACUCUGACAGUAGACUACAAAUUGAAAAUCUUUAUAAAGAAAUAUCUAACAUUUUAUUAAAGGAUAUUACAUUUGUUUACUUAGAUGGUGCUGUUAAAACUAGUUCUACGUCAUUUAGCAGCUACUUCAAAGGGUCAGAAUUAGUUGUUUCGGGUGCUUUGUCGCAAGAAUACCAACCAACUAUAAAUGUGAGUUUAACAAUGACAAACUGCUGGGGGAUUGAUAACGAAAUAUUAGAACUAGAAUUAUAUGGAGAUAACUUUAUCAUAUACCAUGAUGGUUUUUCGCAAAAUUCCACUUUGACUAAUAUUCAAUCAUUUUCUGAAAUUACCGAAAAGACUUAUGCUUAUCUUACGUUGAGACAACUUCUCAAAGAAGAUAGAACUACAAAAGUGAGAAAAGAUAUUCUUGAUCUAGCACUCAAGUAUAAAUUUGUCACACCAUUAACGUCAAUGGUUGUCACCAGAUCCAGAAUUAAAGAGAAACUUUUUGAAGAAGAUGAAUUUCAAGAUUUAAUGCCCACAAUUGCAGCUUUAUAUAUGGAAGGAAUAAAAUGAUGUAAAACAGUGCAA
Octopus bimaculoides (California two-spot octopus) is the source of this 2530-nucleotide messenger RNA. Its product is annotated as inter-alpha-trypsin inhibitor heavy chain H4. The record is from RefSeq and is a predicted model, not a curated record. NCBI's taxonomy places the organism in Eukaryota, Metazoa, Mollusca, Cephalopoda, Octopoda, Octopodidae.